CUGUCUUUCACUCUUUCUCUUUUACAUAUUGAUUGCUAAUUUAACAUGUCGUCACCCAAGACUGAUGUACGUCGACUGUUAAAAAAACAACAAGCUGAAAGAAAUAAAUUGUCCAAAGUAACACAUCCUUUUGCUAAAUAUGAUGAAACUGGACGACUUAUUUGUAUUGUAUGUAAUGCACCUGUAAAAUCAGAAACCAUUGUUUGGCAAGCCCAUUUGGGUUCUUUACAUCAUCGUGAAAACAUUCAAAAAUUAAAAGCUCUCAAACAAAAACAACAAUUAAAACGACCUGCUUCACCAUCACCACCACCACCACCACCUUCAUCAUCAUCAUCAGCUAAUCAUGACAGUAGUAACAAACGAUUGAGGAUGGAAGAAGAGGACCUAGAGGUAAAUGAAGACGCUAUCGAAGACGAAGAAAUGGCUUUACCAUCUGACUUUUUUGAUAAUACACAAGAACAACAACCACAAGAAGAAGAAGAAGAAGAACAAGAACAAGCAACAGUCUAUAAUCCAAAUGGACUUCCGGUCGGAUUCUUUGAUAAUCCAGAAGCAGAUACUGAGGUUCAAGAUACAGAAAAAAUCAAGGAAGAAUUAGAUAAAGAAAUGGCUUUAUUUAAUCAAGACAUGAUUGAAGUUACAAAGGAAUCAAGAGAAGUACAAGAUGAAGAUGAUGAACUUCUUUGGAAGGAACGUCAUUUAGAUUUAAUGGUUAGGGAACAAGCUCUAUUUGAUUCAAGGGUUGAAAAAUUAAAACAAAUGCGUCGUCAAGAGGGAAAGGCUGUAAUAGAAGAUCAACGACAGUCAUUAAGACAAGACAGUGAGGAUGAUAUACGAGUAGAACUUAAAUCAAGUGUGAGGGAAAUUCUAAAGAAAAGUAAUAAAUUUACAGAAAGAGAAGCAUCUAUUUUUAUGGAUGAAGAUGAAGAAGAAGAUAGUGACGAUGAGGAUGAUUGGCGAGCUCAGCAAUUAUAAAUAGAAAUAAAAU
This is a messenger RNA of Cokeromyces recurvatus, 988 nucleotides long. RefSeq lists its product as uncharacterized. Gene Ontology annotation, cellular component: nucleus; spliceosomal complex. The transcript has a single exon. Lineage: Eukaryota; Fungi; Mucoromycota; Mucoromycetes; Mucorales; Mucoraceae. Gene Ontology annotation, molecular function: nucleic acid binding; zinc ion binding. Bases 46 to 975 code for a protein of 309 amino acids. Gene Ontology annotation, biological process: nuclear DNA replication; mitotic DNA replication checkpoint signaling; mitotic DNA damage checkpoint signaling. The record is from RefSeq and is a predicted model, not a curated record.